AUGGAGAAGGGACUCGCCGCGCUCGACGCUGCGAUGGGAGAGGACGCCCUAAUCUAUGCGUUCUCGCCUAUCACCAUCAUAUCGCCGGGUGGCUACGUCGCAGUUACGUUUUUCCAAAACCGAGCGUCGACAGAAGACAUUGAUUUCUUUAUCGACCCGGAAUACGCUCGCGAUCAAGACAUACUGGGUGCCAUUCGCAAGGCAAUGCGUCAAAUCGGCCGCAGCUUAGAUCUUGGAGAAUCAUGGAUCAAUGAUGCUGUCUCACUGUUUCUCACCCUCGACGCCCGCCGAUCGCUUUUCGAGGACGCACAAAAACAGAAUAUCGUCCUCUGGGAAGGAGCAAACUUGAAAGUGUUAGCUGCGCCGCUGGAAUGGGGUUUGGAAACCAAACUCAGGCGUCUCUCGACAAAGCCAAAUCAUCCGAAGACGAACACGGAUAUGAGUGACAUUCUUGUUAUUCUGAAAUUCUUGAAAGACCGGGAUGGAGCACCGUGA
This is a messenger RNA of Uncinocarpus reesii 1704, 495 nucleotides long. RefSeq lists its product as uncharacterized. Lineage: Eukaryota; Fungi; Ascomycota; Eurotiomycetes; Onygenales; Onygenaceae. The record is from RefSeq and is a predicted model, not a curated record. The transcript has 2 exons. The coding region runs from base 1 to 495 and encodes 164 amino acids.